Molecule: messenger RNA, 2575 nt
Organism: Aphanomyces astaci
Lineage: Eukaryota; Oomycota; Saprolegniomycetes; Saprolegniales; Verrucalvaceae
Exons: 1
Coding region: 12-2561 (849 amino acids)
Cellular component (GO): nucleus
Molecular function (GO): poly(A) RNA polymerase activity; RNA binding
Source: RefSeq, a predicted model, not a curated record
GAGAAUCCGACAUGAAGGACAACACUGGUGCAGCCACUAGCCCGACCACCGCCAACGCUACCGCAGUCCUGUCGAUGUCAUCGCGCAAGGCCAAGCGGUCCCGGGCUCUGGCCUUAGCCCUUGUCGACAACAAUAACCGAAAAACGCUCCUCUUGGACGAAGCAUCGACGCCCACUGUGUGCAGCAGCACCGACUGCAUGUUGUCGUCCUCUGAUGCCGCGCUAGUGGCUACCGCUGAAGCCCAAAGCAAGCGAGGCCUCGAUAGCAACAACAACGACGAGUUUGGGAGCCACGUGCUGGGCAAACGCGCCUUCGUGCACGGUGUAAUGUCAAACAACACGACCACUGCCACGGCCAGUACAUCCUGCAGCAGCUACAAGGAAGCGCUGCUCUUGCACACAACAGCUUCAUCCAACUUGCACAGCUCCGCGUGGUCCACCUCGUCGACGACGGCAGCGGCGAUGGCGAACAUAAUGUCUCCAACUCCAUCCGAAUGUGGCACGGUGUCGGCGCCGAUGUCACCCAUCGACAACAAUUAUCAGAGUCCCCUCAAUUCGAACGACAACCAACACGUGUCGUCAACGUCCAGUCCCGUUCCACCAGAGAAAGAACGAGAGACUAAAACUGCUUGGGCCACAGACCGAGCGUUGCCCCCCCCGCCACUGCCACCAAGCUCUCCUCCGUCCGAGCUUUCAUCCCGACAGGACAAGACGUCCGCCGCCCGAUUGCAUCCCCGCGCGAUCCGAAGCGCCAUUGCGCACGCUGCAUCGCAAGGCGUGCUGACCAAAAGUUCGAAGCGAGAGAUGCGCCAAUCCAUGCUACGCGGCGCCACACAUGUGGUGUUGGAAGGCUUGCGGCAGCGAUGCCACCUGCAACCCCUCGUCGCGCCCCCCACCUCCUCUGGCGACCUCCCACCCCUGCCUCCCCCGACGGAAUUCGAGCGGCGCCACACCAACGGUUUGCACAAGUGCUUGAACUCCCUCGCCCCAUCGCCCCAAGGAGACACGCUCAAGGCCAAACACCGCGUGCUCGUGGCACUGGAUCGACUGGUGGACAAGUGGAUGGUUCAACUGCAUCACACAUGCACAGCGUCGCUGUUUGUCGGCGGCAGCUUCUACCUCAAAGUCGACGACGCCGAUUCCGACUUGGACGUGGUCGUGCUGUGCCCGGUCGAAGUGACCGCCGCCGACUUCUUCACGACGCUGCCCUCGCUCUUGUCAACCUCUGCAUCCGUGGACCAUGUCGUGUGCAUGGAGGAAGCGUACGUCCCCACCAUCUCGUGCACGUUUCACGGCGACAUCCACGUGGACCUGCUCUUCAGUCGGUUCUCACAGUCCGUCGUACCCAAACACCUGCCUCUGCACAGCGACCACAUUCUCGUGGGUAUGGACUUGACGUCCGUCCGGUCGCUCUCUGUGCCCCGCGUCGCGUCGCUCGUGCUCGACUUGGUCCCGAACCCCACGGCGUUCCGCGGCUGCCUCCGCGCCGUCCGCGCAUGGGCAAAGGCCCGGGGGCUGUACUCAAACAAGGUCGGGUUUCUAGGGGGCAUCUCGUGGACCGUGCUGGUCGCCCUCGUGUGCCAAAUGUUCCCCCACGCUGUCGCAGGGUCCCUCCUCCACCACUUUUUUAACGUGUUGUCGACGUGGCAGUGGCCGAUGCCAGUGAUGCUCGCCAAGCCGUACGAUGCCGGCCACGGCUUUGCGCAGUGGAGCCCCGCACUGCACGUGCACGAUCGCGCGCACGUGAUGCCCAUCCUCACGCCGGGGUACCCGACCAUGAACUCGGCGGCCAACGUCACGCACUCGACGCUGCGGGUGCUCAAAGAGGAGCUCACCCGUGGGAAGCUCGUGCUGGACGACAUGGCAGGUCAGGGCCUCACGAGCCCAGUGGCGUGGGGGCCCCUCUUCGCCCCCAGCGACUUUUUCGUGCGCUACGACCACUACAUCCACGUCCGCGUGGCCCCGUCUUCGGACGAGAGGUCGUCGGCGGCGGGGGACGCCGCCCAAGUCGGGUUUGUCGCGUCCCGAUUGCGCAAAUUGGUCGACGCGCUGCAGCUCACACACCACGUGCUCACGGUGCACCCAUUUCCAAGUUACUUUGGAGCCCCGGACCACGCCUUCUUUGUCGGGUUUGAGCUCGCAACCAGUCAGACGGGCGUGGGAAUGGCCGAGGGCAUCGUCGCGCCGGUGCUCACGUACUUUAAGGCCACGGAAUUGCACACGACCAGUCGGUCGACUAGUAGCCAACCCCCCGCUGCCUUGUCGUAUAUGACGUGGCAGGACUUGCCGUCGUCAGUGUUUCCCCACGGCCGCGCCCAAGCUGCCGGUGAUCGAGCCAAGUACAAGCUCAGCCGCGCACAUACUCUACAUGUAGCAGGGUCGGUCAGUAGCAUCAGCCCCCCGCCAAGUCGACUGGCACCCCCCAUGAGGAUGAUGACCAACGACCAUCGUAUUCCGUACCAUCACCACGAGCGAUGGCAUGCCAACGGAGGACGACAGCCCCCCACGCCGCCGCUACGCUUGCAUCCCACCGUACAGACUUUAGUACUACAUAGUAACUAAUACACUAUCCCCAC